Coffea arabica (coffee) is the source of this 837-nucleotide messenger RNA. Lineage: Eukaryota; Viridiplantae; Streptophyta; Magnoliopsida; Gentianales; Rubiaceae. The record is from RefSeq and is a predicted model, not a curated record.
AUGUAUCGCGUUGUGAAGGCAACUGAGUUUCUUGCAAUCACUGGGGCUUCCAUUGAUGACAUAAAGGUCACAAAGAAGGCACUUGUUUGGCCAUUUCAGAAAUGCAAAAUGAUUGAUGCAAUACCAGUUAACUACACCUUUCAGGUCAAUGCAAUGAAUGCUGAGAAGCUACCUUUCCUCCUUCCUACUGUCAUUAUCAUAGGUCCAAGAGUUGAUGACCAUGAGAGCCUCAUCAAGUAUGCAAAACUGCUCUCUGAUCACAGGAGUGAUUCCCAGUGUGAGAACACGAUGGACGGACAUAGUGGUUCUAGUGGUAGUCUAGCUGGUGAGCAGCCCCGUGGAGUACUUCCAAUGAUUAAGCAUCAAAUCCGGCCAAGAGAGGCCGUUGUAUGUUGGAGUCCGGCUAACCGUCAUCGGCAUUGUAAGUGCCGCAAUCUCUAUGCCUAUCCCACUACAGUCGUCUUGGCUGUGGUAGAGGAAAGGAAGGAAUUGGCGAAGGACAAUGUUAGGCUCGAAGCCGAAGUGAACCAACUAAGGGAAGCUAAUAAGAGGCAAGUUGAGCGAAUUAAGGAGCUUGAGUACGAUGUAGUCGAAGGUCAGGAUAGGGUAGGUGACCUCUGUGCACAACUUGGAGAAGCACAUGAACGCAUGGUUAAGAGGGCAAGGAAAGCGAGGGUUAGAGCUGAAUCGAUUUUGAACAUUUGCGAUGACCUGCUUGGGGAGGAGAGCGAUGAGGCUUCUUGUAUAGGAGGCGGGGUUGAAGGUGAACCCACCCAGUCUAAUGGGUCCACUAGUCCUACAGCGGACUAUGCCUUUACUUCUAGGCUACAAUUUUGA